UAACGACAAAUUACGUAUCGUUAGCUAACGAUUCCGACAAGUUUCGUUAAGUGCUAUUCCCAAACACACUUUUAGCGAAUAUUGUCGGUAGGUUUGACAGUUGCCUAACGAAAUUUGUUGAUAGCCUAGCUACGAAUAUUUUGCCGUUGAAAAGCCUAACGAUAAAAUUGGUUUAAGUUUUUAUUGAGAAAAAUUAGGCAAAAUUCAUCGGUAAGCAAACUAUUAUAAUAAAAACUUAUAAAUUCGUUUAUAAAAAAUACAACUUUUUAGAAAACGACAAUGGCGUUCCAGUUUCUUGGAUACGAUGCGGAAAUGGCCCAACAACGACAAGGAGCAAGGAGUUUUGCAGCAGAACGCGCUCUACUAAGAGAAGUGGACAGCCCCUUUGAUUUGGACGAGGGCCAAUUUAAAAGGUUAUACCGGCUGACCCCCAAUCUUGUUUAUGAAAUCAUAGACAAAAUUGGCAGUCGUCUUGAAAGAAAAUAUGUAUCAGCAUUAUCGGCUGAAAAACAGGUGCUUGCAGCGCUUCGUUUUUAUGCGACCGGCUGCUACCAACGGCCAGUGGGAGAGCAAUGGGGACUCUCAAUGAGUCAGUCUUCCAUUAGUCGUUCAAUUCAUAGGGUAACUGAUGCCAUAAAUGAAACUAUGUUUAUGGAAAACGUACGUUACCCGAUGACGGUAGUUGAACGACAGGUUGCCCGAAGUAUUUUUUCAGCAGCGCGUGAGCCUUUUGAUGGCGCUAUUGGUGCAAUUGAUUGCACGCACAUAGCAGUUAUCGGGCCAAAAGAUCAUGAGGAGGCAUACAUUAACCAUCACGGCUAUCACUCGAUAAACGUUCAAAUGGUGUGUGAUCCGAACCUCAAAAUUUUGAGUGUAAAUGCGAGAUUUCCCGGUGCACGUCAUGAUGCAUAUAUAUGGAAUGCAUCCGCUGUUCGGAGAGCAAUGAAGCGAGCGUAUGAUCGGGGAGACCAUAGCACAUUUUUAAUAGGAGACUCGGGUUACCCAUUAGAGCCAUGGCUGAUGACACCUCUAUCAAACCAGAGAGAAGGUACACCGCAAUUUCGAUACAAUGAGGCUUUAUGUAAAGCAAGGAACUGUGUCGAACGACUAUUUGGAGUUUUGAAGGGAACAUGGCGAUGCCUUUCGAAGCAGCGAGUACUUAUGUACGAGCCAGGCUUCGCUGGCAGGAUUGUAAACUCCGGCGCAGCUCUGCAUAAUAUGCGACUCAACACAGUUGAAAACAACAGCGAUAUACAAAGUGAAGAUCGAAUUGUGGAAGCAGUUUUGGAAGAAGAUUGGGAAGAAUCCAUUCACCCAUCAGCUCUCGCCAAGAGAAUGCAAGAGCGCCUUAUAGCUGCUAAAUUUACUUAA
Molecule: messenger RNA, 1371 nt
Organism: Rhagoletis pomonella (apple maggot)
Lineage: Eukaryota; Metazoa; Arthropoda; Insecta; Diptera; Tephritidae
Product: putative nuclease HARBI1
Exons: 4
Coding region: 280-1371 (363 amino acids)
Source: RefSeq, a predicted model, not a curated record